CUACGAACGAGCCAGCGAGCAUGAGCUGUCUUGGCAGUGAUCAACAGAGGAGUUGACUCAUCGCCAUCAACAGCGCAGCAGCAUCUUCCUAUCAGCAGGAUAAUAAUAGCGCCGAGUCACGUGAAAUACGUUUGUUGGCAAGUAGGACACGUCUUCAACGGCCAGGAGUGCGUAAAGAAAAAGCAUACAAAAAAAAUUGGCAAACUAAGAGAACCUUUACCUUUUUUCUUUUAUUUAUACACAAUUUUUUUUUUCUUAACAAAACAAGCAAAGAGUUUCUCACGCUCCUCCGUACGCAUGUACAUACAUACGUGUUAUUUUGCAAAGGACCUGCUUGCAGGUAACUUUCAAAACACUAACGAUCCCUAAUUUUUCUUAUUUGCUGAUCCUUGUGAGAGCGCUAUCAUGCACGUGCAACGCACCGACGCUCAGUUGCGCAGAACGGAAAGUAUCCCAUUGCAGCAGCAGCACAGUGUUGUGUGAUGCUUGGGAAUUUUUCUUGGCGCGCACCUGCCGCUCAAACAGCGAUGCUGAUUGGCUGAGAUGCUGUUUACGCACCGACGCUCUCAUUUCUUACACCUCAACGCAGGCGAAGAAUCUAUAAGAAGCUGUGUGGGAGCGGUGAGAGAUAACAUUCUCGUUUGAGCAACGCAAGUGGCAACAACUUUCAAGAAGAAAGGAAAGAAAUUGAAGUCAUCGCGCAAUUGGAAGAUCAAUAAAAUUGGUUCAAUAACUCAUCAAUCAAUCAACAACCAAAUAUGUCUACCGCCAUUGCCAACAAGUUAAUGCAACAACAGGACUGCAACAAUAAUUGCAACAAGAAUUCAAGCUACUAUACCAAUCAACACACUUCACUCCUUCAGCAACACUGGUCCAAUGUGCAGCAGAAAUCCAAAGUUUCACCCUCGCGCCGCCUGAAGAAUCUGCUGAAACCUCUACUGGGUGGUGUCUUCAAAUCACGCACGAAACGCCAACAAAACCGCAAUUCAUAUAUUGCCGCCUCACCGAAUGGCGAACGCGAUGCAGAUUUUGAAUGGCUCGCCAACGAGAUGGACAAUCGCGCCAACGAAGACCUCGAGCAGCGGCUAGUCGAAGAAUUGGAGAUGUGUGAGGAUGGCGCAGCUAUUGUGGUCUACAAUGAAGAUGGUACGCAUCGCUUACAAACAGUGCAGAAAGAUGAAUUCUAUGUGCCAGUGCAUUUUGCGCGCACCAAUGCCGGCACCUUCUUCUGGACCUCGCUGCAGCGUGAGACCAUCGAGCCAUAUAAAAUACAAUGGAACUUUAUGGAUCGCUGGGCGCAAGCGUAGAGGCAGCGAUGGGGCUGGCAAACAUUGAGCGGUGGCACUGAAAUUGUAGGGACUCAUUUGUGUUAGGCGAAAAGUGGAAAUUUUCAAUGGAAUACUGCUGGCUGCUAGGCGCAUGCGCGCGCAUGUAUGAACGUGAUGAAGCAAGGUUUGGUCACUGCGACCUUGCGCAACGUACGCGUCGGUGGGAUACUCGUAACUCGGAGAAAUUCAAAGACAAGAAAACGCAUUGGAAAAAAUUUGGAAACUCAAAUUCAAAAA
Rhagoletis zephyria (snowberry fruit fly) is the source of this 1565-nucleotide messenger RNA. RefSeq names its product ocho (gene Ocho). Lineage: Eukaryota; Metazoa; Arthropoda; Insecta; Diptera; Tephritidae. Gene Ontology annotation, biological process: sensory organ development; Notch signaling pathway. The record is from RefSeq and is a predicted model, not a curated record.